AGAGUUUUGGGAUUGGCCUGACAGUGCCUGGAAGAGACCCAGGAGCCGACCUCGCACCACCUGGGUGUGCCAGCUAGAAGUUGACCACAAGACACGAGCACAACAGCUGUGGCAGUCAGCAUCUGAUCGCUUGGUCUGGGCGGCUCAACGCCCCCAUGAUGGAUACGGAGAAUGAUGAUGAUGAUGUUGGGAUUGGUUUCAGGAAUUUUAGAUAGUGGGAGGAGUCAUUUGGAAGUAGGGAAGGUUGGUGGGGUUAGGUCAAAUAAGUCAAUGACAAGUGAUCAAUGACCUACCAUGACGGGGAUUUAUUCAGGCUUGGUUUACAUUGUUUGCAAAUCAGUGUUGUAUACAACUUGCAAAUGUAGCACCUUGCUUCAUGUUUUACGCUAAUUUUGACCUAAGACUGUACAAUAAUUCAAUUUAAACUUCAAAAACAUCAACUCCAAGGCCCUGUAGAAACUGUUCGGCCCUGCUGUGUCAACCAGUGGUUGGUCUUUUUGAUUCUCAAACAAGCUAGACAAACUUUUUUUGGUACCGGUACUUCAAAUUUGGUUGGAAUUAUAUCCAGUGCAGUUGUCAAAGAAUUUAAAAAAAAAAAUCAACAGGUUUUGAAAGGUCCAACUAUGCAUGCAUUACAACUGUACUGUAAUUUGGUUGAAUUUUUUUGGUUCCAUUUUUCAAAUCCCCUGAAAGGUUUUGAAAUGUCUGGUCAUUUUCGGAUACACUUCCUAUACCCUUAAGUUAUCAUAGGGUUAUAAAGUGUGGGAGUCCCGAUAUUAUAGGACACCGCCGUUGCGUGUGGUGUGUUUGUUGUGAGAGAGUUUUCUCUAUGACACCGCGCGCUAUUGCGUGCGGAGGGACUUUCCCUCAUUGAGCAAUACUUUCGCGUGUGUUUGUUGUGAGAGGGUUUUCUCUAUGACAUGUCGACACCGCGCGCUAUUGCGUGCGGAGGGACUUUCCCGAUGGGAAAUCCGGAUACAUCAUGCAAUUACUACAAUGUACAUGUGCAUGUAUGUCAGGAACUCGGGAAAACUGGCAUCCUAAUGGGACGACAUUGCACAAUUUUGGGGAAUUGAAGUUCCAGGAAGUAUUUAUAUUACCACGGGAAUUUCUCAUUAAUUCUAAACGUGGCAGUAUUACUUCACUGUAUGACCGAAUGGUCAAGUACUGGUCGUUUUAAAUACAGGCAGAAGAGUGGGUUUUCAGCAUUUAUAGAUAAAGAAGACAACUUGAAAGACAUCGCAACCAGUGAAUCGCUGAAUUGAUCGAAACAACUGAGAGCCAUUACUAACCAUUCUCAAGAUGGACUCUAGAGGGCAGUAUAAACGUCUGGUCCUGCAUGGCCUCCUCAUCUUAAGCCUCGUCAGCUUGUAUAUUGGAUCUGAUGCAGCAUCCCCAAUGGACACACCAGACAAAAUAGCCACUCGUCCUGUAAUUUCUGACAUGGUUGAUCAGGAGGUCAGCCUUGGUAGCACCGUCACAUUUGACUGUCAAGUCAUGAGCUUAACAGCGCCAACUUUUGAGUGGUGGAAAGCCGACAAUUCAUCAGGCAAAGAGCAUGAACUCGGAGCCAUUCCAGAUAAGAUAGACAUCAUUGUACAUAACACUCCUUUGCAAGAGAAUGUUUAUACUCAGAUGCUGAGGAUCUACGGAGUAAUUUUGGAAGAUGCUGGAUCCUACAAAUGCACCGCUGGUAACAACCUGGGAACCAGCAGUGAGAGUGCAUUGCUGACUGUCCAUGAAGUCUCUCGACCCUUCAUGAUUGACAUGAACAACCAGGAGGUCAGCAUUGGUAGCACAGUCACGUUUGAUUGUCAAGUCAUGAGCUCAACAGCGCCAAGUUUUGAGUGGUGGAAAAUAGAAGAGUCAGGCUGUGAUCGUGAACUCAGAGCCAUUCCAGAUAAGAUGGACAUACUCGUUAACACUCCUUUGCAAGAGGAUGUUUAUUCUCAGACGUUGAGGAUCUACAGCUUAAGUUUGGAAGAUGCUGGAUCCUACACAUGCACCGCUAGUAACAACCUGGGAACCAGCAGUGAGAGUUCAUUGCUGAGCGUCAAUGAAGACUCUCGACCCUUCAUGAUUGACAUGAACAACCAGGAGGUCAGCGUGGGCAGCACAGUCACGUUUGAUUGUCAAGUCAUGAGCUCAACAGCGCCAAGUUUUGAGUGGUGGAAAACAGACGAGUCAGGCAGUGAUCGUGAACUCAGAGCCUUUCCAGAUAAGAUGGACAUACUCGUUAACACUCCUUCGCAAGAGAAUGUUUACUCUCAGACGUUGAGGAUCUACAGAGUAACUUUGAAAGAUGCCGGAUCCUACAUAUGCAUCUCUGGUAACGACCUGGGAACCAGCAGUGAGAGUUCAUUGCUGACUGUAAACAAAGCCUCUCGACCCUUCAUGAUUGCCAUGGAAAACAAGGAGGUUAUCGUUGGUAGCAUCGUCACAUUUGAUUGCCAAGUCAUGAGCUCAACUGAACCAGCUAUUCACUGGUGGAAAACAGACCAGUCAGGCGAUACCUAUGAGCUUAGUGCCAUUCAAGGCGAGAUAGACAUACUUAACCCUUCUCAGCGAGAGAAUGUUCAUUCUCUGGCAUUUAGGAUCUACAGCGUUACUUCGGAAGAUGCUGGAACCUACACAUGCAUCGCUGGUAACAACCGUGGAACUAGCACAGAGGAAGCAGAGCUGACAAUUAUCACUCCAGAAUUGAAACCUACCACGAGCGGGGCAGCUAGCCUACACAUGAAAUUCGGUGCACCGGGAACUCUGGCUCUGACUCUGAUGGCCGUCUGUGGAUAUGCCUUUGGAAAUCAUUUGUUCUUUGACUAAAAAGAACAGGCCAUUUUAAGAAUGUCUAUUAAGAACCCCUUGUUUGAACAUUUAUAACGACUCAUCUUCUUAACCUUACAUUCUAAAUGACAAACAAGAAUCUCUAGAUUGUUUCACUGGUGAGGUGGCACAAUUUACUCAGUGGUGUGAUGAUAACUAUCUAGAAAUCAAUAUCAACAAAACCAAAGAGAUGGUGAUUGAUUUUAGGAAAAAGAAAUCUCCAAUUACACCAGCUAAUAUUAAAGGCAAAUGUGUGGAAGCAUGCAGUGUCUGUUUACAAAUACUUGGGAACUGAAAUUGAAGACCAACUGAAAUUUGACGCAUACAUGCGUCAAAUUUCAGUUGGUCAUCAAUUUCAUGUACCAAAUCAAAAUAUAACAAGCUGCAACAACGUUUGUUUUUUCUGCGCAAACUCAAGUCUUUUCACGUUGAUAAAACUAUUUUACAACUGUUUUACAAGUCCAUGGUACAGAGUAUUCUCACAUUUUGUCUUGUUUGUUUUUACGGAAAUAUGAGGUGCCAGGAUCGGAUUAAGCUAGACAGAAUAGUUAAGCAAGCCAGUAAAGCUAUUGGUUUACAACAAGAGUCUCCAGAGGCAUUAUACAGGUCUCUUAUGUGCAAUAAAAUUAAGACGGUUCUUUCCGACUCACAUCACCCAUUGAAUGCCGACUUCCAAACGAACUCCAGAAGGAAUCGCUUUUUACAACGAAGGAUCAGGACACGGCAAUACGGCAGUUCAUUCGUUCCAGCAGCUAUCAAAUGGUACAAUGAGCAACUGGAACGAUGAACUGCCGUGUGGCUGACCCUGAUCCCUCAUUAAUGUAAUGUAAUAUGUGUAUUAUAUGUAGUAGUUUGUUUUUUACCUGUAUUUAUUGGAUUUAUAAGUUUGUGGUAACUACAUUGCAUUUUUACAUCUUUUUAAUUAAUGAUUGUAUGUUUAUAUAACCCACUUUUUGUCAAGGCCAUUUUAAUUUCCCUCCUGAGAGAUAAUAAAGUUCAAUCUUAUCUUAUCUAAA
Molecule: messenger RNA, 3839 nt
Organism: Patiria miniata (bat star)
Lineage: Eukaryota; Metazoa; Echinodermata; Asteroidea; Valvatida; Asterinidae
Product: fibroblast growth factor receptor 4-like
Exons: 11
Coding region: 1303-2823 (506 amino acids)
Source: RefSeq, a predicted model, not a curated record